Molecule: messenger RNA, 276 nt
Organism: Pochonia chlamydosporia 170
Lineage: Eukaryota; Fungi; Ascomycota; Sordariomycetes; Hypocreales; Clavicipitaceae
Exons: 1
Coding region: 1-276 (91 amino acids)
Source: RefSeq, a predicted model, not a curated record
AUGAACAGGAUGGCUCUCCGAGAAAUGGGCGUUCCUGAAUGGCGUCGCACUACUGCGAAGGAAAAGGCCCUUCCACGGCAUUUCGGCCUUGUUUUGGGUGGCUUGACGAGCUCGAAUCUGGGGAAACGGUGUUCCCAGCUACAGAGCAAGUUGGAGGAUAUUCGGAGAACCGUGAGCCACGGCCAUCGCUCUCCCUUGAAAUUGGUUCAACCCAAUGGUCUGGGUCGGAUAGGUCCAGGUUCACAUUUCCUCAUGGCCGGCUGGCAAGUGGAAUGA